AUGCCUUUCUUCCAACCCCGCCGGGUGGCUAUCCUGCUGCUCAUGGUAGCAGCAUACGUCUACGCCGAAAAACACCAUGCAUCCAUCGCGUCCAUGAGCAUCCCAGAAAUCGAGGACGAGCUUCAGCAAUGCGCGCUGGUACAAGACCUUAAUACCUACAAACUCGCAACCUCCCCUCAGACCUCGAGCUUGACAUCGAGGAUUUUCGCAGUCCUGUUUCCUGGUAGUCCGGCUGUUAACGCGCUUCUUGCGACGCUGUAUAUCUCUGGCCCGCCGAACUUCUUGCUCGCGCUAUGUCCGCCGAAUAUCGAUCCCUCUUCGCUCUCGGUGAUGGUCGCGUUUGCGGUGGGUGGACUGUUGGGUGACACAUUGUUCCAUUUGCUGCCGGAGAUCUUUUUGGGAGAGGAUAGCCCUGAACAUGUCCGAUUUGUGCUGGUUGAACCGAAUCGUAAUUUGCUGCUCGGUGUGGCCAUUAUGGUCGGAUUUGUGACGUUCGUGGCUAUGGAUAAGGGGUUGAGGAUUGCGACCGGGGGUGAGGGAGGUCAUGAUCAUAGUCAUUCGCAUGGGAGUUCUGUUGAGGUUGUGAAGCCAAUUGGGUCCACUUCCGCUAUUGAUAGCUCUCCUGCGAAGGGUACGCGAUCGAGGAAACAGGCGAAUUCAUUAGGUGCCCCGGAGGUGGUCAAGGAAGAGAAGGAGAAGGAGAUCAAUGCUAGUGUCAAGCUGGCAGGAUAUUUGAACCUCAUUGCCGAUUUCACUCAUAACAUCACCGACGGACUAGCAAUGUCAUCUUCGUUUUACGCCUCCCCAACCAUCGGUGCCACUACAACUGUUGCAGUAUUCUUCCACGAGAUCCCUCACGAGGUCGGCGAUUUCGCUCUCCUAAUCCAAUCUGGAUUUUCGAAGCGUGCCGCCAUGGGAGCGCAAUUCCUCACAGCCCUCGGAGCUUUACUAGGCACCGUCAUUGGUAUUGCCGUACAGGAGUAUGGCGGAAGUGGAGGUGAUGGUGCUAAUGGCCGCUUUGAAGGAUUGAUGGGCACAAGUCUGACUUGGGGUGAUAUGCUCCUACCUUUUACUGCUGGCACGUUCUUGUAUGUCGGGACUGUGGCGGUGAUUCCUGAGUUAUUGGAGACGGGUAAGGAUCGAAAGUUGGAAUUGAAGAAGACUGCUCAGCAGUUUCUUGCUAUGGCUACUGGAGCGGGAAUCAUGCUUUAUAUCUCCUGGUCGUAG
Molecule: messenger RNA, 1227 nt
Organism: Glarea lozoyensis ATCC 20868
Lineage: Eukaryota; Fungi; Ascomycota; Leotiomycetes; Helotiales; Helotiaceae
Exons: 4
Coding region: 1-1227 (408 amino acids)
Biological process (GO): intracellular zinc ion homeostasis; zinc ion transmembrane transport
Cellular component (GO): membrane
Molecular function (GO): zinc ion transmembrane transporter activity
Source: RefSeq, a predicted model, not a curated record